AUGAGCUACUAUGGCAGCUACUAUGGAGGCCUAGGCUACAGCCUUGGAGGCUUUGGUGGCCUGGGCUAUGGCUAUCGCUGUGGCUGUGGCAGCUUCCGCAGACUGGGCUAUGGCUGUGGCUAUGGAGUGCUGGGAGCCAUUAGCCAACCAGACUGCGGCAAUGGAGGCUAUGGAUUUGGCUCUGGCUUUGGAGGCUAUGGGUAUGGAUUGGGCCGCCCAUCAUACUAUGGAGGAUGUGGAUUCUCUCACUUCUACUAG
Molecule: messenger RNA, 258 nt
Organism: Marmota flaviventris (yellow-bellied marmot)
Lineage: Eukaryota; Metazoa; Chordata; Mammalia; Rodentia; Sciuridae
Product: keratin-associated protein 19-3-like
Source: RefSeq, a predicted model, not a curated record